ACAACCUCUGAGCAUUCCCUCCCAGGACCCUUGGAGAAAUCUGACUCCCAAAAAGUUGAGGAGGAUGAAAGUCAGAAUUCUAUGGAGCCACAUGUGAAUUUAUUGGGAAGGAGAAAGAAACUGAGGAUACAACAACAAACUCACAAAGGAGAGAAACCAUUUGAAUGUAUUGAAUGUGGAAAGAGCUUCAGUACAAGUGGAACACUUAGAAUACAUCAACGAACUCACACGGGGGAGAAACCAUUUAAAUGUAUUGAAUGUGCAAAGAGCUUCAGUACAAGUGGAACCCUUAGAAUACAUCAACGAACUCACACUGGGGAGAAACCAUUUAAAUGUAUUGAAUGUGGAAAAAGCUUCAGUAGGAAUGGAGCACUUAGAAUACACCAACGAACUCACACGGGGGAGAAACCAUUUAAAUGUAUUGAAUGUGGAAAGAGCUUCAAUCAAUAUGUAGUCCUUAGAAUACAUCAACGAACUCACACUGGGGAGAAACCAUUUAAAUGUAUUGAAUGUGGAAAGAGCUUCAGUGAAAGUGGGAAAGUUAGAAUGCAUCAACGAACCCAUACUGGGGAGAAACCAUUUAAAUGUAUUGAAUGUGGGAAAAGCUUCAGUAAAAGUGGGAAACUUAGAAUACAUCAACGAACUCACACAGGGGAGAAACCAUUCAAAUGUAUGGAAUGUGGAAAGAGCUUCAGUGAAAGUGGAACACUUAGAAGACAUCAACGUACUCACACAGGGGAGAAACCAUUUGAAUGUAUUGAAUGUGGAAAGAGCUUCAGUACAAGUGGAACACUUAGAAUACACCAACUAACUCACACGGGGGAGAAACCAUUUAAAUGUAUUGAAUGUAGAAAGAGCUUCAGUACAAGUGGGAAACUUAGAAUACAUCAACGAACUCAUACUGGGGAGAAACCAUUUAAAUGUAUGGAAUGUAGAAAGAGCUUCAGUACAAGUGGAACCCUUAGAAGACACCAACAAACUCACAAGGAGAAACCAUUUAAAUGUGUUGAGCAUUCCCUCCCAGGACCCUUGGAGAAAUUUGACUCCCGAACAGGUGAGGAAGAUGAAGGUCAGAAUUCUGUGGAGCCACAUGUGAAUUUAAGGGGGGAAACAAAGAAAUUGAGGAUACAACAAAAAACUCACAAAGGAGAGAAACUAUAUGAAUGUAUGGAAUGUGGAAAGAGCUUCAAUGAAAGUGGAAAACUUAGAAUACAUCAAGGAACUCAUACGGGAGAGAAACGAUUUGAAUGUAUAGAAUGUGGAAAGAGCUUCAGUCGAAGUGGGAAACUUAGAAUACACCAACGAACUCACACAGGGGAGAAACCAUUUAGAUGUGUUGAAUGUAGAAAGAGCUUCAGUAAAGAUGAAGCACUUAGAAUACACCAACGAAGACACAUGGGGGAGAAACCAUUUGAAUGUAGGGAGUGUGAUAAGAGCUUCAGUCGAAGUCGGGCACUUAGAUUACAUCAACAAACUCACACCGGGGAGAAACCAUUUGAAUGUGUGGAUUGUGGAAAGAGAUUCACUCAAAGCGGAUAUCUUAGAAUACAUCAACAAACUCAUACAGGGGAGAAACCAUUUGAAUGUAUUGAAUGUGGAAAAAGCUUCAGUGGAAGUCGAUAUCUUAAAAUACAUCAACAAACUCACACGGGGGAGAAACAAUUUAAAUGUAUUGAGUGCAGUAAGAGCUUCAGUCAAAGUGGAUCUCUUAGAAUACAUCAACGAACUCAUACGGGAGAGAAACCAUUUAAAUGUACUGAAUGUGGAAAGAGCUUCAGUGAAAGUGGACAUCUUAGAAGACACCAACGAACUCACACAGGGGAGAAACCAUUUAAAUGUGUGGAUUGUGGAAAGAGCUUCAGUCGAAGUGGAUAUCUUAGAAUACAUCAACGAAUACACACGGAUAAACCAUUUAAAUGUAUUGAAUGUGGAAAGAGCUUCAGUGAAAGUGGGAAACUUAGAAUACAUCAACAAACUCACACAGGGGAGAAACCAUUUGAAUGUAUUGAAUGUGGAAAAAGCUUCAGUAGGAAUGGAACACUUAGAAUACAUAAACGAACUCACACGGGGGAGAAACCCUUUAAAUGUAUUGAAUGUGGAAAGAGCUUCAGUGAAAGUGGAUAUCUUAGAAUACACCAACGAACUCACACGGGGGAGAAACCAUUUGAAUGUGUGGAUUGUGGAAAGAGCUUCAGUCGAAGUGGAUAUCUUAGAAUACAUCAACGAACUCACACAGGGGAGAAACCAUUUAAAUGUAUUGAAUGUGGAAAAAGCUUCAUUGAAGGUGGGAAACUUAGAAUACAUCAACGAACUCACACAGGGGAGAAGCCAUUCAAAUGUAUGGAGUGUGGAAUGAUCUUCAGUAAAAAUGGAUCACUUAGAAUACAUCAACGAACUCACACGGGUGAGAAACCAUUUAAAUGUAUGGAGUGCGGUAAGAGCUUCCAUGAAAGUGGACAUCUUAGAAUACACCAACGUACUCACACAGGGGAGAAACCAUUUGAAUGUAUUGAAUGUGAAAAGAGCUUCAGUACCACUGGGAAACUUAGAAUACACCAACGAAUUCACACAGGUGAGAAACCAUUUAAAUGUAUGGAGUGCGGUAAGAGCUUCAGUGAUAGUGGAUCACUUAGAAUACACCAACGUACUCACAUGGGAGAGAAACCAUUUAAAUGUAUUGAAUGUGGAAAGAGCUACAGUCAAAGUGGAGGCCUUAGAAUACACCAACGAACUCACACUGGGGAAAAACCAUUUAAAUGUAUGGAAUGUGGAAAGAGCUUCAGUGAUAGUGGAUCACUUAGGAUACACCAACGAACUCACACAGGGGAGAAACCAUUUAAAUGUAUGCAGUGUGGAUUCAGCUUCCGUGAAAGUGGACAUCUUAGAAGCCAUCAACAAACUCACACAGGGGAGAAACCAUUUGAAUGUGUGGAUUGUGGAAAGAGCUUCAGUCGAAGUGGGACACUUAGAAGACAUCAACGAACUCACACAGGGGAGAAACCAUUUAAAUGUAUUGAAUGUGAAAAGAGCUACAGUCAAAGUGGAGAACUUAAAAUACACCAACGAACUCACACAGGGGAGAAACCAUUUAAAUGUAUGGAAUGUGGAAAGAGCUUCAGUGAUAGUAGAUCACUUAGAAUACACCAACAAACUCACACAGGGGAGAAACCAUUUAAAUGUAUGGAAUGUGGAAAGAGCUACAGUCGAAGUGGAGAACUUAAAAUACACCAACGAACUCACACUGGGGAGAAACCAUUUAAAUGUAUGGAAUGUGGAAAGAGCUACAGUCGAAGUGGAGAACUUAAAAUACACCAACAAACUCACACUGGGGAAAAACCAUUUAAAUGUAUUGAAUGUGGAAAGAGCUAUAGGCGAAGUGGAGUACUUAGAAUACACCAACGAACUCACACAGGGGAGAAACCAUUUAAAUGUGUGGAUUGUAGAAAGAGCUUCAGUGAUAGUGGAUCAUUUAGAAGACAUCAACGAACUCACACGGGGAGAAACAAAUUAAAAGUUUAUAGGGAGAAACCAUUUGAAUGUUUUGAAUGUGGAAAGAGCUUCAGUGAAAGUGGAGCACUUAGAAUACACCAACGAACUCACACAGGGGAAAAACCAUUUAAAUGUAUUGAAUGUGGAAAGAGCUUCAGUGAUAGUGGAUCACUUAGAAGACACCAAUGAACUAAUACAGGGGAAAAACCAUUUAAAUGUGUUGAAUGCGGAAAGAGCUUCAGUAAAAGUAGGAUACUUAGAAUACACCAACAAACUCAUACAGGGGAGAAACCAUUUCAAUGUACGGAAUGUGGAAAGAGCUUCAGUGUUAGUGGAUCACUUAGAAUACACCAACGAACUCACACAGGGGAGAAACCAUUAAAAUGUAUUGAAUGUGGAAAGAGCUUCAGUGAAAGUGGAACACUUAGAAGACAUCAACGAACUCACACGGGAAAAAUCACAGAUACUUUAAUAAACCAUAUAGGUGUUCUUUACCUUUCCUUCUAUGCUUACUUGCAAUACUGAUAAAAUCAAACCACGCCAAUGCUUUCAGCCCCAGAAGAGGUGGUCCCCUUGGUGUCAGGGUAGGGGUCCAAGGGAGCAUCUGGAGCCCUGCCAUUCCUUCUGUCCCUGGCCCCUUCCCCUCCUCUCUCUGCCAUCCCAGGGCCACUCAUGACUCCACAGGAGGAGACUGGAUCUGUCUGUGAUGGUGAGAUGUCCUGGCUGGUUGAAGGACCACUUCCUGUUUCCUAGACCUCCAGCCUGCCUUCUCAUGCAAGGUGGAGUCAUGAAGCAGGUGAAGGCUGAGCACACCUAAGGGUGGCGCAGCGGGUGGGUGGGAUUCUGCUUAACCUUUCCCCGUCUGCUCCUUUUCUGGAUUCAAAUCCCCACACAAAAAGGGGCAGUGUGAGGGCGCAAUCAAUGUUAUGGAGCUGCACUGAAAAUCAUUGCUUUGUGACCGUAAGAGGCCCUUUUCAAAAAAACAAGCAUCAAAAGAAUUUAAGCUAUAGAAUUUAAAACAAACAGAUAAUUACAAAAGAAGAAAGCAGUCUGGUGCCACAUUGCGUAGGAGUUACUUUAACACACUCUACCUGGGGCUGCCUUUAAAAAGAGCUCAGAAACUUCAAUGGCUCAAAGAACUGCAGACACUUUGCUGGCCAGGCCUGGCUAUAGGCAGCAUAGGACUCCCAUAUUAGAACAGCUCCAUCUGCCUAAUUGUCUGUUUCUGGACACAAUGUUUCCACAUGAAGAGGAAGAUAGAUUUGGAGUGCCGCAUUUUCAAAAAAGAUGGACACACGACUAUUUCUUUGUGGAGCUGAAAGGCAUGCCCGUGUGCCUCAUUUGUGGUGAGGCCCUCUCCGUCCUGAAGAAGGCCCACCUGCAGAGGCACCACAGGACGAAGCCCAUUCAGUACAAGGGAGUUCCAAGGGCAGCUGCGCCAGGAGAAGGUCAAGGCACUGAAAACGGACUUGUUGGGUAACCUGUGGCCCCUCCAGAUGAUGUGAUAUUGCAACUCACAUCUUCUUUAGCCGUUGGCCACGCUGGCUGGGGCUCAUGGGAGCUGGAGUCCAAGGAUCUAGGUCCACAAAUGCUGGGGACAUUUCAAAUCCCUCCUCAGUCAUGAAGCCAAUUGGGCAACUUAAAGCUGGUUCACCAUCUUUAUGCGAAACCUCCCUCGCAGGGUUGCUGUGUGCGUGAAAGCAAUAUAUCUUGUGGUGGGCUUGAUGAGGGGAGUGUGGAACAGAAAUGUAAUUCAUAGGUAAGAAGACAGGAAAUAGUUCUGAAUCUGACUGAAAAUAAAGGAUUCUUUGUCUCCAAAUUGCAUAUAGCAAGCACCUGUGUUGUUGAACUCUAGCUGAAGUCUCAACAUCUGGUUCCUCAGCACUCUGCACUCUCUCUCUCUGGAAACCUCCAGCUGUCAGGUGACAGGAACCAGCCAAUGCCUCCCAGUUCAGAAACAGUCUGCCAAGAGCUGAGAUUGGAAGUGGACAACCAAGGAAACUUAGGGGAGCAUUUUCAUUUCCAUGCUUAUGAAUGUUGAUUUGAAUCAAUUCAUCUGAUGUGUUCAAAAUAGUAGAGAAACUUUAUGGUUGACACCACCUUGAGAUAGUUUUGACAGGAAUUCGGGGAACUAGGAAUAUUUUUAGUUCCAUCAGGGUUGAUGGAUCAGCAAAUAGCUAGAGAGGAUUAAGGGGUGGGGGCGGGAAUCAGGCCUUGUUUCUCAUGUGACAGAUAACCGAUUCCACAGUUCUUAAAUGUGACCAUUUGCUGCCUCCCAAAAUUAUGCUUAAGCCUCCCCCCCCAAAAAAAA
This is a messenger RNA of Podarcis muralis (Common wall lizard), 5800 nucleotides long. NCBI's taxonomy places the organism in Eukaryota, Metazoa, Chordata, Lepidosauria, Squamata, Lacertidae. The record is from RefSeq and is a predicted model, not a curated record.